Molecule: messenger RNA, 1722 nt
Organism: Nicotiana attenuata
Lineage: Eukaryota; Viridiplantae; Streptophyta; Magnoliopsida; Solanales; Solanaceae
Product: obg-like ATPase 1
Exons: 12
Coding region: 168-1352 (394 amino acids)
Cellular component (GO): cytoplasm
Molecular function (GO): ATP hydrolysis activity; ATP binding; GTP binding
Source: RefSeq, a predicted model, not a curated record
GUUAAUUCUUAUUCGUCUGCCUUGCCAUCUCCGGUUCAGCAACCAUUCCGUAUAAAGCUUUUUUUUGCUCCUCUGCUGAUACUGUACCGUGAACUCAUAAUCCAAAACCCUAGGCCUUCUCCUCAGUGCUAACUCCAUUUUUUAACAUCAAAUUCCCAUUUAUCAGUAUGCCACCAAAAGCAGCUAAAGGUAAAGAAGCUCCUGUAGAACGGCCCAUUCUCGGCCGUUUCUCAUCUCACUUGAAAAUUGGAAUUGUAGGAUUACCAAAUGUGGGGAAGUCUACUCUCUUCAACACACUAACAAAGUUAUCCAUUCCAGCGGAAAACUUUCCUUUUUGUACCAUUGAGCCUAAUGAAGCUCGAGUGCAUGUUCCUGACGAGCGUUUUGAAUGGCUCUGCCAACUCUACAAGCCCAAGAGCGAGGUGGCUGCCUUUUUGGAAAUUCAUGACAUAGCUGGACUUGUUCGAGGUGCUCAUGCAGGACAAGGAUUGGGAAACAGUUUCUUAUCCCACAUUCGUGCAGUUGAUGGCAUUUUCCAUGUUCUACGUGCAUUUGAAGAUCCAGACAUUAUCCAUGUCGAUGACACUGUUGAUCCUGUGAGAGAUUUAGAGAUUAUAAGUGAGGAACUAAGGCUUAAGGACAUUGAGUUCAUGGAGAGGAGGAUAGAAGAUCUUGAAAAGAGCAUGAAGAGGAGCAAUGACAAACAAUUGAAAAUAGAGCAUGAAUUGUCUCUAAGGGUCAUGGCAUCACUCAAGGAAGGUAAAGAUAUCCGUCUGGGGGACUGGAAAGCUGCAGAUGUUGAAUUUUUGAAUACUUUCCAGUUGCUUACUGCGAAACCGGUUGUUUACUUGGUUAACAUGAAUGAGAAAGACUAUGCAAGGAAAAAGAACAAGUUUCUGCCCAAGAUUCAUGCUUGGGUGCAGGAGCAUGGCGGUGAAAUAAUUAUUCCUUUCAGUGCUGCUGUGGAGAGAAACCUUGCUGAUAUGCCACCAGAUGAAGCUUCAAAAUACUGUGAAGAGAACAAGUUACAAAGUUGCCUCCCAAAAAUCAUAAAGACUGGAUUUGCAGCCAUUAAUCUUAUUUAUUUCUUCACAGCAGGGCCAGAUGAGGUUAAAUGCUGGCAAAUCCGCAGGCUAAUGAAGGCUCCUCAAGCUGCCGGAACAAUUCAUACAGAUUUUGAGAGAGGGUUUAUCUGUGCUGAGGUGAUGAAAUUUGCUGAUCUAAAGGAACUUGGUAGUGAGGCUGCUGUAAAGGCUGCAGGGAAGUACAAGCAGGAGGGCAAGACCUAUGUGGUCCAAGAUGGAGAUAUUAUAUUCUUCAAGUUCAAUGUCUCCAGCGGUGGGAAGAAGUGAGGUGCGUUUCUACACGAAACUUAUGAAGCUGCGUCAACUCAGUUGCGAGUUGGAAGAUGAUAUAAUUUUGCCCAUGAUUAUUAGGUCUAAUUGGCAGAGAAAUUUGUAUCUUGUAUGGGAGGAUUCUGCAAACUUCUGCAUUUAUGAUAUGCUUCAUAUAGGUGUCAAUCUGCAUUUAUAGCUUGUCGGACAUGCAAGUCUUUUUCGUCUUUUGAUUUGCAUACUAUAUACUUUCUUUCAGUGCGAUGUUGCCAAAUCCAAUUUAUAAGUGGUUCUGGCAUUUGCGUAUUUGCAUUUGUGAUGUAGUAUUUGAAGAAAUGAUCUGGAGAAAUGGCGACAAAUUUGAAUCUCGUUAGUUUUUUGCCUUGGA